AUGGAAAGUGAUGAUGACCCUUUGGUGCAGCAUCUGUGGCUCGAGGAAGAAGAAGACAACGUGUUGGUAAACUCUUAUAGAGGCCAAAGGCUGUGCAAGAAAUGUCACUGUAACUUUAAAAGAUUAUUCUAUGAUUUGCAAGUUAAAGGUUUUUGGGGAGUAGUUGGGUGGAUAUUUACUAACCCAUAUUGCACUGCCUUAAUAUUAGUAAUAGGUUGCAUAAUCCCAACAAUUCUGACUGUUGUUAUGCUUUUACAUUGUUCUGCCCUCGAUAUUGAUAUAUCCUACAAUGCCUUUGAGAUUCGUAACCAUGUAUCCUCACUGCGCUUUGAUGCACUGACCCUUGCUUUAAAAUCACAGUUUGGGUCCUGGGGGAGGAACAGACGUGAUUUGGCUGAGUACACAUCUGCCACCUUAGAGAAACUCAUCAUAGAAGAGCUGCAAAAACUGCACAAUAAUUCUUCUCAGCUAGUCGAUGCCUCCCAUGGCAAAACUAUUUACAAAUCAGGUGAAGCCCAAGGGCCUGAUGGAAUUCAGUUGAGCAAAAGAGACUUGUUCUCACAACCUGUGACCAAGAAGAGCCACGACAGAUACAAAAUGCGGAAAACAAGAGCAGUGACACACAUGAGCUAUCCAAACACUUACAUUAAUGGAGAUACUCAGACACAUGCACUAUGGAGGAUGGAGCUUGUAUUUCUAGCAAGAGGUGAUGAUGAAAGGAAUAUCUUCACGAAAGAACGUUUGUUGACAAUUCACAACAUUGAGAAGAAAGUCAUGGACCACCCUAGGUUUCGAGAAUUUUGCUGGAAACCUCAUGAAGUCCUCAAGGACAUGCCGCUUGGUUCAUAUUCCUAUUGCUCGCCUCCCAGUUCGCUCAUGACCUAUUUUUUUCCAACAGCACAAGGUGGAAGGAUUUACUACGAUGGGAUGGGGCAAAAGUUGGCAGAUAUUCAUGGUUCACUCAAGCUGGCUAUUACUCAUCCUGAGUUUUACUGGUAUGUUGAUGAGGGACUAACAGCCGAAAACAUGAAAAGCUCACUGCUUCGUAGUGAGAUCUUGUUUGGAGCCCCACUUCCCAAUUACUACUCAGUGGAUGACCGAUGGGAAGAGCAGCACAGAAAGUUUCAGAAGUUUGUGAUCUCUUAUGCUGAUCUUUUGGCUUCACAAUCCACCAAGAAAGUGCAAGUCCUGUAUGGUGGAACAGACCUAUUUGACUAUGAAGUACGACAAACAUUUAAGAACGAUAUGAUGCUGGCUUUUAUCAGCAGUGGAUGCAUAGCAGUUUUGGUGUAUGUUCUCACCUCAUUUUCAGCCUUUCUGACGUUCUUUGGCAUUGCCAGUAUUGGUUUGAGCUGCCUCGUUGCCCUGUUUCUAUACCAUGUAGUGUUUGGCAUCCAGUACCUGGGCAUCUUAAAUGGAGUGGCAGCCUUUGUCAUUGUGGGUAUUGGGGUGGAUGAUGUCUUUGUGUUCAUCAAUACUUUCCGGCAAGCAAGUCACCUUCACAACCCACAGGAGAGGAUGAUUCAUACCAUUAAAACAGCAGGGAAAGCCACAUUUUUCACCUCAUUCACCACAGCUGCCGCCUAUGCAGCAAAUAUAUUUUCCCAGAUCCCAGCUGUCCACGACUUUGGACUGUUCAUGUCUUUGAUAGUUGCUUGCUGCUGGAUGGCUGUUCUGUUCCUUAUGCCAGCAGCACUCUGUAUUUGGAGUCUGUACAUCUCCCCUCUGGAGGCAUCCUGCUACUCCAGCUGCCAACAUAUGUGUAAGAAGAAAGAUAGCAACACGACCCAGAAUACAGGAGAGUGUGAUCAAUCACUUCUAGUCACAGACCAGGAUUUAUUGGUGAUUGGUGGAAUACUUCAGUACUUGGAUGAUGAUAUUCCUCUUCUGUCCGUUGAGGAAGAAGCAGCCUCUUUGGACAAUGGGGAUGUGCCUUUGGUUUCACUGGUGCCGGAGGCACCCCUGCCUGAAGAUGGAAGACAUAACCCUUGUCAAAUGAUAACAAGACUGCAAGAUGUACUUUACCACUUUGUUGCACUUCCUGCAGUAAAGAGUAAAUGGAUCAUUUUAGGCCUUUAUAUCAUUACCCUGGUGAUGUCCAUAGGAUUUGCAACCCAACUACGAGCAGCCAGCAGAACACCACUGCUCUUCAGCCCUGAUACCAACAUUCAGGUCCUCCUCGAUCUCAAGUAUAAUCUCAGUGCAGAGGGCAUUUCCUGUAUCACAUGCUCAGGUGUGUUUCAGGAAAAGCCCCAACUUCUGCUAAAUAACAUGCAAACAUCCUCGGACAAGAAGAAACGAGGAGAGAAUCUCCCAUGGAAUAAAGGAGCAUCUUUGCAAUUUAAAUAUAUUUUCUCAGGUGGCUUACGGACCGUUUAUGUCACCAAGUAUGAAGAUGAUGUACAACCUGCCAUCUACAGAUUUUCUUUGGAUUCCUCUGUUCCCUGGCCAUGGCAUUUGCCAUCAACAAGGAAUGGGGAGAUCCCAUCAUUUAAAGUUUACACAGCCCCCUAUGGUAACUUUACAAAGAAGCUGACUGUCUGCUCUUCCGUUGUUGGGUUGCCAAGUCGCCAGUGUCCAAGGAAGUGGAUGAUCACAUCAUUAUCAUGCAAUACAAGGAAAGGUUGGAAGCUUGAUUUCCAUUUCUAUGCAUCAGCCACUAAACAACGUCACACUCAGAAGCUAUACUUCGCUCAGCUGCGGAAGACUCCCUAUCACAGUCGGAUCUGCCUAGCACCACCUGGCUGCAUUCUUAGUGCAGGACCCAAUGGUCCAAAUAAAGGAUUUUUCUAUGUUCCUGAUGAGAAAGUCUCGAAUAUUGAGGAGACUCCAACAUUUGACUUCAAUCCCUGCAUGAACAAUGGUUGUGGGAAGCCAGCAGUGCGUCCUCUAGUGGACACAGGUGCUAUGGUCUUCGUUGUGUUUGGUAUUCUGGGAGUGAAUCGCACAAGAAAGCAAGAUAAUCAUGUGAUAGGCGAUAUGGGCAGUGUCAUCUACGAUGAGAGUUUUGACUUAUUCCAAGAAAUUGGAAAUCUGUGCAAGAUUUGCAAAGCUAUCAGCAGUAAUUCGGAAUUGGUGAAGCCAGGAGGUGCUCAGUGUUUGCCUUCAGGUUACAGCGUUUCAACUUUCGUGCAAAUGUUGCACCCAGAGUGUAAGAGUAUUCCAGAGCCUAACUUGCUUCCCGGACAACUGUCUCAUGGUGCUGUUGGAGUAAAAGAUGGCAAAGUCCAAUGGAUUUCAAUGGCCUUUGAAUCUACAACCUAUAAAGGAAAGUCCUCAUUUCAGACAUAUGCAGACUACUUGAAAUGGGAGAACUACCUUCAAGAGCAGCUACAUCAGUUUUCAGAACAAUCGUCACUACGUCAUGGAUUCCAGACUUGUGAGCACUGGAAACAGAUUUUCAUGGAAAUAAUAGGUGUUCAGAGUGCAAUGUAUAGUUUGAUUCUCUCCCUGGUAAUCUGUAUUGCUGCAGUCGCUAUUUUCACCACCCAUGUUCUACUCCUUUUACCAGUCCUGCUGACCAUCCUAGGUGUUAUCUGCUUGAUGGUUGCCAUCAUGUACUGGUUUAGCUGGGAGAUGGGAGCAGUGGAAGCCAUCUCUUUGUCCAUCCUGGUAGGCUCCUCUGUGGAUUAUUGCGUCCAUCUCGUCGAGGGUUACCUGCUGGCAGGAGAAAACCUUCCAAUAACCGAGACUGAUGAUAAAUACAAAAUGGGGAAAUGGAGAACUGUAGCUGCUGUGAGGCAUGUUGGUGUUGCCAUUGUGUCCAGUGGCAUCACUACAGUCAUAGCGACUAUCCCCCUCUUCUUUUGCAUCAUCGCUCCUUUUGCGAAGUUUGGGAAGAUUGUUGCCCUGAACACAGGCAUCUCUAUAUUCUACACCUUGACAGUCAACACAGCUCUGCUCAGCAUCCUGGCUCCAAGUGACUUCUAUCGCUCAAGGAGAUCUUUUAUUAAAGCAGUCCUGGGAGUAGUGGCCAUAGGAAGUGGAGGAUUCUGUGUCUGCCUUGUAUUGAUUAAAUUAGGAUUCAAAAUCCCACUCCCCAAUGGAUCAACAAUGUAA
This is a messenger RNA of Rhincodon typus (whale shark), 4059 nucleotides long. It is a transcript of the gene disp3, whose product is annotated as dispatched RND transporter family member 3. Bases 1 to 4059 code for a protein of 1352 amino acids. NCBI's taxonomy places the organism in Eukaryota, Metazoa, Chordata, Chondrichthyes, Orectolobiformes, Rhincodontidae. The transcript has 20 exons. The record is from RefSeq and is a predicted model, not a curated record. Gene Ontology annotation, cellular component: membrane.